This is a messenger RNA of Colletotrichum abscissum, 225 nucleotides long. RefSeq lists its product as uncharacterized. The record is from RefSeq and is a predicted model, not a curated record. Lineage: Eukaryota; Fungi; Ascomycota; Sordariomycetes; Glomerellales; Glomerellaceae. The transcript has a single exon. The coding region runs from base 1 to 225 and encodes 74 amino acids.
AUGGCCCGACAGCUCCGGCACUUCGCCGCUCUUAGCCUUCUUUCAACUUUCAAGGUCACCCUUCAACUGUUCAACAGGCAGGUGGAAAAAAACCCGAAGCUGAACGAAACGGAGAAGUCCAUCCUGGUCGAAGCGCGCGCGGAGACGGUCUCCAUGGGCCAUCUAUAUAAGAUGAAAGCUGUGGCCUCGUUCUGCCUCUCCGAAGGUUUAAACACUGGGCCUUGA